CUUUGUUCAUCGCAGGAGCUGGAAUAGUUGUCUUUUUGAUGAACGUUAAUUGGAAGGCAGAAGUUGUUCGCACACUAGCACGAGUACAGCAUGCAGAGGAAGAGCUGAAGUUCAAUACAACCCAUAGUGCACUCUAAUGGCAGGCGGCGCCAACUCACCAUUUAAAAAGUUAUUUACACGCACGCUAAUACUUCUUCUCAGAUUGUACAGUACAUUAGAUAAACCCCUAAGGAAGAAAAAAAUCAUGCCACCCUAGGUUUCGGAUGUUUGCUGAUAUUGCAUCUUUUCUUCCACAACUGCAAAUAAACUCAGUUUUUGAAUCUCUAUAAUUUUUCGUUUUUAUGCGUUUCUGGCAUCUUGUCAUUGUAGUCAUUGCCAUUUUAAUAGGUUCGACUUACCGUAAGAAUCAGAAACAGGAAAUGUCAAGGAAAGUUGUCGUCAUUGGUGGUGGAUUAGCCGGAUUGUGCGCGGCACUAGAAGCGCGCGCGGCAGGCGCUGCUGUUACCAUUAUUGAAAAGGAAGCUAAAUUAGGAGGUAACUCAGCCAAAGCAUCCAGUGGCAUGAAUGGAGCCCCAACAGCACCACAGUUCGCUUUGCAUAUUGAAGAUAGUGUCGACCUCUUUAUGAAGGAUACGCUGACGUCCGGAGGAGGCUUAUGUGAUGAGACACUGGUCCAAACACUGGUGCAAGAAAGUAGUGCUUCAAUUGAUUGGAUUGAACAGCAAGGAGUGCCUCUGCGUAGCGUCUCACAAUGUGGAGGACAUUCAAGACCGCGAACACACCGUAUUGCGCAAGAUCCAAAUGGACGAACAACUCCAGUAGGCUGGGGAAUCAUGAGCACUUUGCAAAAGAAGGCUCAAGAUGAGAAUAUCACACUGAUGUUGUCCUCCUCCGUGGCUAAACUGGUCACACAUCAAGACGAAGUGACGGGGGUGUUACUUCAAGAUAAUCAGCUUGUCGAAGCGGACUCGGUCAUAUUGACUAGUGGCGGAUAUGCUGGAAAACCAAAAGAUAAAGAGAACAUGGUGUUGAAGGAAUUUGCGCCGCAAGUGACCCAUCUCGCGACGACGAAUGGGCCAUGGGCAACAGGAGAUGGUAUAAAACUUGGCCAAGAUGUCGGUGCUGCUGUCAAAGACAUGGACAAGGUGCAAGUGCAUCCGACGGGGUUUGUAGAUCCUAACGAUCCCGGAGCUGAUACCAAGUUUCUCGCACCGGAAGCGCUUCGAGCAGCCGGAGGUAUUUUAAUGAACGCAAAAGGCCUUCGGUUUACCAACGAACUUGGCAGAAGAGAUGUCGUCAGUAAUGACAUUUUCCAACACUGUACCAGUGGACAUGAUCCAUCACUUGCUAUCGCCUAUCUUAUCAUGAGUGAAGAGGCUGUCAACAAGUACGACCGUGCAUCGAUUAGCUUCUACGAGCACAAAGGUCUUUUUCAUCAGCUCGCUGGCAUUGAGGAACUGGCCAAGUAUAUGGCGUUAGAGCCCAGCGUUCUUAGCAAGCAGUUUGACCUGUACGACCUUGAGGCUAAAAACGGCAGCGACCAAUUUGGUAAAUCGGUCUUCCCAUCCACUUUGAACAAUAGCAUGGCGUACUGGGUAGCAAGGGUCACACCAAGUUGUCAUUAUACUAUGGGAGGACUCAUGAUUGACGACGGAGCGCGUGUGCUGAAGGAAGCCAACAAGGACCAAUACACUCCUAUUAAAGGCUUCUUUGCAGCUGGGGAAGUGACGGGUGGGGUUCACGGAAGAAAUAGGUUAGCAGGGAACUCGCUAUUAGAAUGCGUGGUGUUUGGGCGAAUAGCCGGAAAGAACGCUGCUGGCAGAUCGCAUUGAUAGGGGUUUCGAGCCUUGUGGCACCCACCAAGGCAAUACAUGAACGGCCCCAACUGUUAGAUUCUUUUUUUUUCUCAGAUCAACGCCGAUUACGAG
Molecule: messenger RNA, 1928 nt
Organism: Umbelopsis ramanniana AG
Lineage: Eukaryota; Fungi; Mucoromycota; Umbelopsidomycetes; Umbelopsidales; Umbelopsidaceae
Exons: 4
Coding region: 342-1832 (496 amino acids)
Molecular function (GO): oxidoreductase activity; FMN binding
Source: RefSeq, a predicted model, not a curated record